AUGAGGACAUUCGUCGUCGCCCUCGCGGCGCCCGGCGCCGGCGCGUCGCUCCUCCCCGGCGGGUCGACGUCGCGCGCCGCGGCGCCGGCGCCCGACGAGUUCUCGUCGACGUCCGCGGACGCGCCGCGGCCGAACAUGCUUUUGACCGUCGUCGACGACUGGGGCUCGGGCGACGUGUCCUACAACGACGCCGCGCUGCACACGCCCGAGCUCCAGCGCAUGAGCGAGCACGGCUUCGUGCUCGACAACUUCUACGCCGCGCCGACGUGCACGCCGUCGCGCGCGAUGCUCAUGACGGGCCGCUACAACAUCCGGAACGGCAUGCAGGACAGCGUCAUCCACUCGACGGAGCCCCGGGGCGUGCCCCUCGACGAGCGCUUUUUAUCCCAAAAACUGAGCGACGCGGGCUACCGCACGGCCGCGAUCGGCAAGUGGCACCUGGGCAUGCACCGCGACGCGUACACGCCGCUGAAGCGGGGCUUCGACCUCUUCUACGGCAUCCUCACGGGCGGCGGCUCCCACACGGGCCACUUCUCCAAGGGCGACGACAAAAAGGGCGACGACAAAAAGGACGCGAAGAAGGACGACGCGAAGAAGGGCGGCGCCCACCGCCGCCUCGCCGCCUCGGGCAAGGCGCCGUGGUUCGUCUACCUGAGCUACCAGGCCGUCCACGACCCCGUGACCGUCGGGGACGACCGCUACGUCUCGGAGACGGCCGCGAUCUCGACGACGAACCGGCCGACGCUCUGCGGCAUGAUCGCGGAGAUCGACGACGGGCUCAAGACCCUGCGCCUGAGUUUGGAGAACGCGCAGGCCUGGGCGCAGACGAUCUUCGUCGUGCUCAGCGACAACGGCGGCGUCCGCGCGCACGGCUCCGCCAACUACCCGCUCCGGGGCGAGAAGGCCCAGUACUACGAGGGCGGCGUCAAGGUCCCCGCGGUGCUCGCGGGCGGCUACGUCGAGGAGGCGCUCCGCCGCGCGGGCGGCGCCGAGCGGCUCCGGUCCGCGUCGCUCGCGCACAUCACGGACGUCCACGCGACGUUCCUGAGCCUCGCGGGCUACGAGGGCGGCGACGACGACAAGCCCCUCGACGGCGUGUCGCUCUUCUCCCACCUCGUGCAGAGCGCGUCGGGCGUCGCCGGCGCCGCGCCGCCGCGGUCCGACGUGCUCAUCAACAUCAACAGCGCGCUCUUCGCCGGCAGCGGCGCCAUCCGCGUCGGCGACCACAAGCUCAUGGUCAACCCCGAGCCCAACGAGUCGUCGAUCUACAGCAAGGUCCGCAAGGCGCUCGCGGCCCAAAAGGGCGCCGUGCCCACGGACACGUUCCAGUCCAUCGUCGCCCAGGCCCACAAGGACGCCCUCGGCGCGCCGUCCAUCUCCCUCUUCGACCUGAAGAAGAACCCCUACGAGCGCACGGACUGCGCGACGUCGGACCCCGCGGAGUCGUGCAACCUCUACGACGUCGCGGCCUACGCGGACCAGGAGGCCCAGCCCUCGACCUUCGCCUGGGAGGACGACGGGCCCCUCGCGGACCCGGCGCUCUUCGGCUCCGUCUGGGCGCCGUGGCGCGACGGCGACGACACGCCCAAGGCCCACUACUUCGGGCUCCUCGCCAUGGAGAAGGACGGCGACGCCGCCGACGCCGCCGCCGCGGACGACGCGAAGGACUUCGCGGCGCGCUACCAGGCGACGGAGAGCUCGCUCGCCGUCGACGCGCGCGCCGUCGCGGCCGCGCCCGCGGGCCUGUCCACGGGCCUCGUCGCGCUCGUCUCCUUCUUCGUCGGCGCCGUCCUCUCGAACAAGCUCAUGGACCCGCGCAAGCGCGGCCGCGUCGAGCUGCCCUGA
Messenger RNA from Aureococcus anophagefferens, 1845 nucleotides. RefSeq lists its product as hypothetical. NCBI's taxonomy places the organism in Eukaryota, Pelagophyceae, Pelagomonadales, Pelagomonadaceae. The record is from RefSeq and is a predicted model, not a curated record. The transcript is spliced from 4 exons. Bases 1 to 1845 code for a protein of 614 amino acids.